AGACGGCACAAAGAAGUCUCUCCGCUGACGCGUCACUCCGCGUGUGGCGUCCCCCCGUCAGAGACCCGGGUCUCUCUGGUCAGUUUAGCGCCGCGAGUCGAACCGAUUCGUGGGUCUAAAAAGCGCGCCGGAAGGUGGGAACGAUGCGAAACCUGUGAUAUCCUGGAUACCAACGUACGGCGAAAGCGCUCGAUAUCAACAAAGUGUUAGCAGACCUUCACCAAAAUGGCCCUCAUUGGGCUAGUCUCAGGCUUGGCAGGAUUUGUCAAGGUGCGAUACCUGAUAGAUAAGGCCAUAAUCGACAACAUUGUCUUCCGCUGUCACUACAGGGUGACCUCUGCUAUUUUGUUCCUCUGUUGUAUCAUUGUAACGGCAAACAACCUAAUUGGCGACCCUAUUAGCUGUAUCAAUGAUGGUGCUGUGCCUGGACAUGUGAUCAACACCUAUUGUUGGAUCACAUACACUUUCACCCUGCCCCAUCAGCAAGGGCAGCCGAAAGGAUCGUAUGUUGCUCACCCUGGAUUGGGCAAUUACGUUGACCAAGAAGAUGCUCCUCGCUACCACUCAUAUUACCAGUGGGUGCCCUUCAUGCUUUUCUUCCAGGGAAUUCUCUUCUACAUCCCCCACUGGAUCUGGAAGAACUGGGAAGAGGGAAAGGUUCGCAUGAUUUCUGAUGGCAUGCGAGGUGCCCUGAUUGGACCUAAAGAAAACCGUCGAGACAAAGUCAACCGCCUUGUACAGUAUAUAAUGGAUACUCUACAUAUGCAUAAUUUCUAUGCUGCUGGCUACUUCCUUUGCGAAGCUCUAAACUUUGCUAAUGUGGUUGGUAACAUUUUUUUCAUGGACCUCUUCUUGGGUGGAGCUUUCCUGUCAUAUGGCACUGAUGUAAUCAGAUUUUCUGGAAUGAACCAGGAAAAUCGCACUGAUCCAAUGAUUGCUGUUUUCCCGAGGAUGACCAAAUGCACCUUCCAUAAAUAUGGUGCUUCUGGCAGUUUGCAGAAACAUGAUGCUCUGUGUGUCCUGGCCCUGAACAUUCUCAAUGAGAAGAUCUACAUUUUCUUAUGGUUCUGGCUCAUUGUACUUGCAGUGAUGUCAGGAAUAGUUCUGCUCUACAGCUCAGCCCUGGUUGUUCUACCAUCAAUGAGAGAACUAGUACUGAAGUGGCACUUCCGUGUUGGUACGCAAAAUGAAGUUGCUAUUUUAAAUCGCAAAACACAGAUUGGAGACUUUUUGCUUCUUCAUUUGCUGAGCCAAAAUAUGAACAUGAUGGUGUAUGGAGAAGUUCUCAAUGAAUUGUGCAACAAGAUGUACAAUGGCAACAACCUGCCAACUGCUCCAUCAACAUUAGAGCUAUCUCCUAUUUAUCCUUCAGAGAAGCUUAGCAAGAUGGGGCGGGAGACUGAAGCAUAAUGCUGCACUUGCUGAGUCAAACUAUAAUGAAUUUUGAAUGAAUUUUUGAAACAACGAUGCACUGACCAUGCAGCAAUGAUGAAUUUGACAAUAAUAGGAAGAUUUUAUUUUUGAUGUUUUUAUCAAGGGGGUGGAUUAAAAUCUGCUCUCACGACCCUGGACAGGAAAAUUAUUUCUAGUGUAUUUUAUGUUAUGAUGUUGAUUGUUUGUGUGUAAAUGUGUGAUUAUGAAUGUGAGUGUGUGUCUGUGUGCAGAACAGUGUGAUUGAAUCUAUAUGAAAUUGGUGCUGCCAUUAUAUAAUUUGAGUAUUAUUAUGUCUACUUACAAGUUUCUUGACAAUGGCAAAAACUGUUUGUAUUUGCUUUAAACCUCAAACAAGAUGCUAGUGCAUCUUGUUUAUUGUUACUAGAUUGUAAAUUGCAUUCCCUAAAUGUUCUACUGCCAAGUUGUUCAUUUCUGAUAUUAGAAAGUAUUUUUUUAGCCUUUGAUAUAUUACUUUUAGAUUCUUGUAAUUGCUCAUAAAAAUAAACAUUGUGAUGUGUAAGACAUAUAUAACGAUCUCUACCUGAUAGGUAAGUCUAGAGAUGAACAAAUUAUUUUGUAAUUUAAACUCAUCUCAAUAUUUUAAAUUAAAUCAUUUCUUUUUCUCUGAUCAUGAUUUGAUGUGUGGAGUCCAACUUGUACUGUAUUGCAAACUGACAGGUUCAUUUUGAAAGUUGGUUAUGUAAAUACAUUGAUUUUAAAUAUAAUUUUAAACCCAUA
Molecule: messenger RNA, 2172 nt
Organism: Frankliniella occidentalis (western flower thrips)
Lineage: Eukaryota; Metazoa; Arthropoda; Insecta; Thysanoptera; Thripidae
Product: innexin inx3
Exons: 7
Coding region: 226-1410 (394 amino acids)
Biological process (GO): phototransduction
Cellular component (GO): plasma membrane; gap junction
Molecular function (GO): gap junction channel activity
Source: RefSeq, a predicted model, not a curated record